AUGAAUAGAUACAUAUAUUUAUUGUUCGUCUAUCUAUCUAUCUAUCUAUUCUUUUUUUCCUUUCUAUCUAUCUAUCUAUCUAUCUAUCUAUCUCAGUUUGUUCAUUACCUAUCUAUCAGUCUAUCCAUCUCUCUCUCUCACUCGCUCUCUUUCUCUCUCUUUCUCUCUCUAUUUAACUAUCUAUUGCCCGAUCUAAUACACACAGGCAGGCCCACUCACACUCGACUGUUUCGAAUAGUUGCUGUGUUCUCUAUCUAUCUAUCUAUCUAUCUAUCUAUCUAUCUAUCUAUCUAUCUAUCUAUCUAUCCUGCUCUGUUCAUUAUCUAUCUAUCUAUCUCUUUUACCAUACCCACAUCUACUCAUCCCCCGCCCUCAUCAAAUGCACUUUCUUCUUCUUCUUCUUCUUCUUCUUCUUCUUCUUCUUCUGUCUGUCUGUUUUUCUUCCUUUCUUUUUUUUCUGUCACCCUUUCUUUCUUUCAUUCUGUCCCUCUUUCUUUCUUUCUUUCUUUCUGUCUGUUUUUCUUUCUUUCAUUUUCAGUCCCUCUUUUCUCUUUUUCUCUUUUUUUCUUUCUUUCUUUCUUUCUUUUUUUCUGUCACCCUUUCUUUCUUUCAUUCUGUCCCUCUUUCUUUCUGUCCCCCAAUCUUUCUUUCUUUCUUUCUUUCUUUCUUUCUUUCUUUCUGUUUCUUUUUUAA
Molecule: messenger RNA, 693 nt
Organism: Acanthosepion pharaonis
Lineage: Eukaryota; Metazoa; Mollusca; Cephalopoda; Sepiida; Sepiidae
Source: the annotation of a GenBank genome assembly